AUGGACAUCCAAAUCAUCUCUGACCUGCACCUGGAAACCCCCUCAGGCUACGACAGCUUUGAAAUCCCUCCAAAAGCCCCCCACCUCGCGCUACUAGGCGAUAUAGGCAAUGUGCGUGAUAAAGCAUUCUUUCCGUUUAUCGAAGCUCAGCUCUUGCGAUUUCAAACGGUAUUCUUUCUUUUGGGCAACCACGAGCCAUAUCAUUCCACCUGGGCGGAGAGUAGGGAACAGGUCACCAACUUCUCAAACCAAAUCAGCCAGCGUAACAGCAAGGGGUUCGGGACAUUCAUCUUCCUAGAUCGCACUAGGUACGAUGUGUCCGCUGAUAUAACCGUCUUGGGAUGCACGCUACACUCAUACGUCCCUAUCCAGCAUAUGGCAACAGUGAUAAUGGGACUAAACGAUUUCUACCACAUCGAUAAUUGGUCCGUGUUGGAGCAUAAUAAUGCUCAUGUUAGGGAUUUGGCAUGGCUGAACGAGCAGGUUACUUCUAUCUCAAAGUUAGAGCCAAGAAGGAAGAUUGUGAUAUUCACGCAUCAUAGUCCUAUAAUGGGAGAUGCCAGGGCCGCCGAUCCUAUGCAUAUAGGCAGUGCCCUCAGUACUGCAUUUGCAACUGAUUUGAGCGAUGAAGAAUGCUGGAAGAGCCCAAAUGUAUGCCUAUGGGCCUUUGGGCACACACAUUUCAACUGUAACUUUAACGUCGAGCUGGAGGGUUCAACGAGGAGGAUUGUGGCCAAUCAGCGUGGAUAUUACUUUAAGCAGGUAGAUAAUUUCAAGGUCGAAAUGGUGACAAGCGUUUAG
This is a messenger RNA of Arthroderma uncinatum, 801 nucleotides long. Its product is annotated as ser/Thr protein phosphatase. Bases 1 to 801 code for a protein of 266 amino acids. Lineage: Eukaryota; Fungi; Ascomycota; Eurotiomycetes; Onygenales; Arthrodermataceae. The record is from RefSeq and is a predicted model, not a curated record. Gene Ontology annotation, molecular function: hydrolase activity. The transcript has a single exon.